Messenger RNA from Ziziphus jujuba (common jujube), 6555 nucleotides. Its product is annotated as putative disease resistance protein RGA1. Bases 149 to 3586 code for a protein of 1145 amino acids. Gene Ontology annotation, biological process: defense response to fungus. NCBI's taxonomy places the organism in Eukaryota, Viridiplantae, Streptophyta, Magnoliopsida, Rosales, Rhamnaceae. The record is from RefSeq and is a predicted model, not a curated record. The transcript has 9 exons. Gene Ontology annotation, molecular function: ADP binding; protein binding.
ACUUUACAAUUCAUUAUAUUGAUGAAGCAGAAUAAGCACCAAACGCCCUAUAAAUCAUUGUAAAGGGAAGCUCCAUAUCUCUCACAGCAUUAUUAUUUCCCUUAAGUUUCCAAGCUUUAAACAGUUAUUCUCUUUUGUUUCCAAUAUAAUGGCAGAAGCAGGUCUCUCCAGCAUUGCAGAAGGAAUCACAGGCCAAUUGGGUAAAGCUGCUGUGAAAGAGAUUGCCUUGUUGUGGGGCGUUAAAGAUGAGCUUCACCAACUUGAAGACACCAUUAAAACUAUCAAAAGUGUACUUGCUGAUGCAGAAAAGAAACAAGUGCAAAGUGAACAAAUCAAAACAUGGCUCGAGAGGCUUGAAGAUGCUGUCUAUGAAGCUCAUGACUUGGUGGACGAGUUCUCUACUGAAGAUUUGCGACGACAGGUGAUGACUGGGAAUAUAAUGGCCAAGCAGGUACGAACUUUCUUCUCAACAAAAAAUCAAUUAGCUUUUCGGCACAAGAUGGGAAAAAAAAUCAGAGAUCUUACAAAGAAACUAGAUAAGAUUGCAGAAGAUCGGCAUAAGUUCAACUUAGAUGUAGAUCUUCAAGAGACUCACGUAGUGACUUCCACAGUUAGGGUAGAAGAUGUUGUUGGAAGAGAUGCUGAGAAAAUGAAAAUCAUAAAACUUUUGUUUGAAAUGAAAACUGAGGAAAAUAUAGGUGUAAUCCCCAUAGUUGGUGUUGGAGGACUGGGAAAAACAACACUUGCACGACAAGUUAUCAAAGAUGUGAGGGUUAAAGACCACUUUAAGCCCAUAAUGUGGGUAGAUGUACCUAAGGUUUUUCACGUGGAGUCAAUUGUUAAGGCAAUUAUUAACUCUGGAGUUAAAGAUGAGGGAAAAAAUAUGUAUCAAUUGCGAAAAGACCUUGAAAAAAAAAUAAAAAGGAAGCAAUACCUCCUUGUCCUUGAUGAUGUAUGGGGUAUUGAAAAUCGAGAAAAAUGGUUGGAGUUGGAAAGCUUGUUAAGGGAUGGUGCCAGUGGAAGUAGAAUAAUAGUAACCACCCGUAAUAAAAUGAUUGCAAAAAUUAUUAAUGGCCCGGAGGGAUUAACUUAUUUUUUAGGGAUCUUAGAUGAGGAGAAGUCAUGGUCUUUGUUUAAAAAAUUGGCUUUUAUGCAAGGGCAAGAGCCAAACGAUCGCGACCUUCUUGAAAUUGGAAAGAAGAUUAUGAACAAAUGUGGAGGAAUCCCGCUAGUUCUAAGAACAAUUGCAAGUAUGUUAUAUUCCGUAAAACAUGAAGAGUGGUCAUCUUUCAAAGAAAAGGAACUAUCAAUGGUAUCUGAAUAUCAUGAAAAUGUUAUAUCCAUAUUGAAAUUGAGCUAUGAUCAUCUCCCAUCACAUUUGAAACAUUGUUUUGGCUAUUGUAGCUUAUUUCCUAAAAAUUAUAUUUUCAAUGUGGAGAUGCUAAUAAAUCUUUGGAUGGCUCAAGGAUUUAUUAAGUUAUCAGAUGAUCAUAAUCAAUGUUUGGAGGACAUGGGUUAUCAACAUUUUAAAGAUUUACUUUAUAGAUCUUUUUUUGAAGCUGUUGAAAUUGAUGAUGAUUCUUUGAAGGUAACACAAUGCAAGAUGCAUGAUUGUAUGCACGACCUUGCAACAUCCGUGACCGGAAAAAAAAAUCUUAUAUUAAGUUCAAAUGAUGAAAAAAGUGAUGAAAGAACUCGCCAUGUAUCAUUCAAUUUUUCUUUGGAUUCACAGCAACAGGUUCAAGCUUUAUCGGUUAAUACAAAAAGGAUUCGAACAAUUUUUCACCCUCGUAGUAAAUAUGAUGAGCACAGGUAUCAUGGAUACAGGGUGGUGGACAAAUCAAUUCUAAAGUGUAAUUUUCUACGCACUUUGGAUCUUCAAUGUUCAAAUCUUAAGAUAAUACCUGAUUCUAUAGGUAAUCUGAAGCAUCUUAGGUAUCUUGACCUUUCAAGGAAUUACAUGAAGGCAUUGCCCAAUUCUAUUACAAGGUUGCAAAAUUUGCAAACACUAAAUUUCUCCUAUUGCAACUAUCUUCGAGAAAUACCGAGUGACAUUGUAAAACUGGUCAACCUUCGACAUCUUUAUAUUGAGAGUCAUCUGGGUACCACUUUACGUUAUAUGCCAGGUGGACUAGAUCAACUGACUAAUCUACAAACAGUGUCACUACUUCCACCGAGCCAGAAAAGAUGUCUUGAUCUAAACCAAUGGAUUCCACUGAAUAACGAAUCCUUUUUCUCGUAUCAUAUGUCAAAUUUGGAAGAUCUAAAUAUGCAUGAUAUUGGUGAUCUGAAACAUUUGCCAGAUGGGUUGAAAAGCCUCACUUGUCUCGAUAAGCUGAGCAUAUCAAGAUGUUCAAAAUUGGAAUCCUUAUCUCCAGGUCUUAACCAUCUCACAUCACUUCAACGAUUGGAAAUUGAGUUUUGUGAUAAGUUAGAGAUGUCAAAUGGUGGUGGUGAUGCAACAAUUCCGUGGCAACGCUUUCAAAGGCUCUCUGUUUUGAGGUUGAAUGGCCUUCCAAAACUAGUUGCUCUCCCUGAGGGGCUUCAACAACUUGCUACCCUCCAAGAAAUUCAAAUUACUGGAUGUAAAAACUUGAAGUUUCUUUUGGAAUAUGUCAUCUACAUACAAAGAUUAUAUAUUGUUGAUUGUCCCAAAUUGAAGUCGCUGCCUGAAGGGAUCGGCUCCGUAGAGAAAUUGGAAAUCAGAAAAUGUCCCAUCUUAUUGGAGAGAUGCCGAGAUGAUAUUGGGUAUUAUUGGCCUUUGAUUUCCCACAUCAAACAGCUGAUUUUGUCUCCAGUUUCAGAAUCAGCGGAGUUUUCAGGAGGAGAAGAGGUUAUUCUAGAGGGAGAAUCGAUUCCAAUGAAUAACGAAUCCUUCUUCUACCAUUUAUCCAAAUUGAAAUCGCUGCGCAUCAAUGGCAUUAAGGAUCUCCAGCAUCUACCGGAUGGGUUCAAAAGACUCACUUCUCUUGAGAAUCUGAGGAUUGAUAAGUGUUCAAAGUUGCAAUCCUUAUCUCCAGGUCUUCACCAUCUCACCUCACUUAAAAAAUUGAGGAUUCAUGGGUGCAGUGAGCUAGAGAUGCCAAAUGAUGAUGGUAGUGAUGCAAUUAUGUGGCAACACCUUCAAAGCCUCUCUGUGUUGCGGUUGGCUGGACUUCCAAAACUAGUUGCUCUGCCUCAAGGGCUUCAACAACUUACUACCCUCCAAGAAAUCAAAUUUUAUGGAUGUGAAAAUUUGGAGGCUCUUCUGGAAAAUAUCAGCAACCUCAAAUCGCUGAAGAGAUUAGAUAUUUGGGACUGCCCAAAGUUGAAGUCGCUGCCUGAAGGAAUCGAUUGCCUCACCUCUUUAGAAACACUGGAAAUUGGAAGUUGUCCCAUUUUAUUGGAAAGAUGCCGAGAGGAUAAGGGCGACUAUUGGCCUAAGAUUUCCCACAUCAGACAGCUGGAGCUGGAGCCGAUAAAAGAAGAGAAAUCCAUCUUUCCAAAAACUUGUGGGCUUUUCAAUUCUGCAAAAAUUUUCCAAGCAUUAAAGAGAAGGAGGCUAACACUGAUAUUAGAAUGGGUUGGUGAGAGAGGAGGGAGUUGAAUGAGAGAGGAGAUGUAGGUGGGGACUGGAGUGAUGAUUCAGAAUAAGAAAGCCGAGCUGAUGGCACUGCACUUCGCAAAACCUUGUGAUAUUUUGCAUAGUUACUCUAAGGUGGCAGUUUUGAGGGUUCUGAAAAUUUGUGGCAAUAAAAUGUUUCUUAGUUGAAGAUAUGAAAUUGAAAUUGAGGACCUUGGUUUUCAAAAUAAAGAGUUACUGAAAGGGAGAAGAUGCUACUGAAGAUAUUGGCAGAGGCCAUAGGUAUAUAUAUGAGUAUAUCUUCUGAAGAUUUGGCAGAGGUAAUCACAUUAUGUAUCAUGCAGCUGCUUAUUUUUGUCAUUUAUUUAUAAAGUGCUUAUAUCACUUACGUUGGUCACGCUUAAUAACCAUAAUAAUUUCAGUUAAUGGAUGUUUUAUAUGGAUUUAUAUAAUUAGAAGAACUAAGCAAAUUAGUUACCAGUCAGAGAUAUCUUUGGAGUUUUUCUUCCUACUUAUCAUGCCACAUAUACUAUACUAGUCAAGGAUACAUACACAUGCUAAGGAUUUACUAAAAAUAAAGAGGUGAUAAAUUUGUCUGUACAUUUCCUACUGUUUCUUAUUUUUGUUGUCUUCUUUCAUUUAGUUUGGUUAUGCUUAGAGAACUAAUCACUGGAUCCAAAUCAUUUAUGAUGCAGAGUUGCUUCUUGUUCGCUAUUGCUCUUUAUUUUAACAAGGUUUUACAGUUUAUUGGAUCUAUUAUAUUGUUUUCAAUUGUAGCAUUAUUUGGUUGUAAAAGUUGACUUCCAUAUAUUAGUCUUUAAUGACCAUCCCAUAUAUUAAUGAUCUGCUUUUGUUUUUGCUUUUUUUUUUUUUUUUUUUUAAUGAUUUUCUCCUAGGGUACAUAUUUCAUCUUGUUCUUUGACUUCUUCAUGCAUUAGGAUCUGGUUGGGUUUAUUGGCUUAUAUGCUAUCUCUGAUUGAGUCUCAUCAAAUUUAACGUCUUUUACAUUAGCAAAUAGAUAUAAAUUGUAGAUGUAUAUAAUUAGUAGUUACUCUUCUUUAUAUCUCUGGCUACUCAUCCGCUUUCCAAGAAAAUUCAACUUUACAGUGAUAAGCCUCAAGCCACACAUAUUAAGUUGAUGUAUGAAAGAUGGAACAACUUCAUUUGCUGUCACUUGAUUACUCUUCUUCUUUGUACUCCUGGCUGCUCAUCAGUUUUCCCAGAAAAUUUGACUUUAUAUGAAAAAUAUGGGACAGCUUGAUUUGCAGUAAUUUUGUUUCUUUUUUCAUUGUUAUAUAUUACAACUUGAUUAAGUCCUGCAUGUUUGAAUUGGAUGCUUUCUGGUAUCAAUCUGAUUAAUCUUGUUUCUCUUUUAGACUACAAUAACUUCCUCUUAAUUAUUAAAGCUAAUAGUUUGUGUAUAAACUACAAUUUUUAUAUAUACAACAGACAAAAAAUUGAACUUGUUAUAUGCGGUUACUCAGAGAGAGCAGAUGCUACUGAAGAUUUUGGCAGAGGCCAUGGAGAUGUAUCUAUAUAUAUGUGUAUAUUUUCUGACGAUAUGGCAGAGAUAAUCACAUUAUGCAUCAUGCAGCUGCUUAUUCUUGUCAUUUAUUUAUAAAGAGCUUAUGUCAUUUGCAUUCCUCACCCUUAGUAAGCAUAAUAAUCUCAGUUAAUGGAUAUUUUUUAUAUAGAUGAAUAUAAUUAAUACACCUAGGAAAAUUAGUUACCAGUCAGAAAUAUCUUUGGAGUUUUUCUUCCAACUUAUUAUAGCAUGAUUACUAUACUAAUCAGGAUAUAUAUGCUUUGGGCACACAAACUUAAGGAUUUACUAAAUAUGGUACAACUUGAUUCACUAUGAUGCAGUCACUCAGAGCAGAUGAUGGCACUGAAGAUUUGGUAGAGGCCAGAGGCCAUGGAGAGACUGCCAGGAAAGAAGAUAUACAAAAAUUCAGCAGAAGGAAUGAUUAUCCUGUGGCUUCUGGGGGACAUGGAUUCUCUAACAUUUGUUGAAAUAUGUUAUUGCAAAAGGGAGCAUGUAUGACUCUGUACCUUCUCUUUCUGUUUUGUUUCAAUGUUGGAUCCACAAUCAUCAUUGAGCAACCGUUGUAGACUUUCAGCAACCAUCGAGCAACCAUGUUAGUGGAAGAAUAUUGAAGAAGACCAUGCUAAUGAAUGAAGAACUCAAAAGAUAAUAAUGCUAAUUAUAUGAGAGCAGAGGAGGCUAAUACUGAUGUUAGCAUGCACGGUUGGGAGACAGGGGGAGUUUUGACAUGUUUCUAUUAUUGGGAGGACUCUGAAGUCAUGGGGAACAAAAUGUUGAGUGUCAGAGGUACUCUAAGAGGCUGAAUGAGAAACAGAUUGUUAUGCAGGGGAAUAAAACAGAGUUUGAUGUACGAUAUUCCUGGAGCUUAUUUCUUGCACUUAAAAGUUUAACCUUCAUCUGGCGUACUCUAUUGAAAUGGUUCCUGUACAGACCGUUCAUCACAAUGCUUACCGUAAGCACCAUUAUGUCAGAGAGGUGGCAUUAAAAUCAGUGAAAAGCUUGCUUGGGUUGAAGCGCUGUCUUUGUGCACCAUGGUUCCCCCUGCAUAUUAUGCUCAUGUUGCGGCCGUUCCAAGCUUACUUCUAUUGGAGCUGAGACUUCUGACACCAGAUCAAUGACCAGCGGUGCUGCUGCAGGUGUGGAGGCAUGGGACGAAGUGUGGGUGCGCGAGGCAUGCAGGCACCAGGUCUGAAUCCUGCUUUUGGGCCCUUGCCUGCAGACUAUGCAAUGCUUGAUUGCAAUGAUGAUAGAACAAGCAAAACUCGAGAUGUUAUACAUAUAUGUUCAAAUUCUUCAUUAUUACCUUUUCCCAAUCACUUUGGCUAUGUCUAAAACAAGCAAAACUUCUCACAAAUUUAGUCUGACGAGUUUAGAUUUUUAAAGUUUCAACUUGAGGAGGAAAGUUAUUUUCUUAUAUUUAUUUUAUGUUUUUCGGUUUUUCAAUAAA